AAAUAUGCUUUGAUUAAACAAAAAAGGGUUCUUCAAAAAUCAAAUAUCAGAUUCAAGACGUUUUUAACCAAAAAACAAACAAAACCCAUCAUCUUCGAACUUGUUGGAGCCGAUUACUGGGGAUUUUAUACUCUAUGAUUAUGAAAAAUACAGUUAUCCACUCCUAUUCCGCCACGUGUCGGAACCCAAAAAGCCUCUUUCUUUCUCUCUCUCUAUAUUUGGAAUCAAAAAAAUCACCGGCUAUCUUUCUCACUGGCGCCCUUUCUAGUACUCUCCUUCUCUCUUUCUCUCUCUCUCUCCUUCUAUUUCUUAUUUCUAUUUACUAAGUUAUUUAGUCUUCUUUAAGUGUUAGAUCGAUCGAUCGAUCGAGAAUCGAGAAUUUGAGAACUGGUUUUGGUUAGGGUUUGUGGUUGGAUCGAAAUGGGGAGAGGAAAAGUAGAGAUGAAACUAAUCGAGAACAAGCAGAGUCGACAAGUGACGUUCGCGAAGAGGAGAAGUGGGCUUAUGAAGAAGGCUCAUGAGCUUUCUGUGCUUUGCGAUGUGGAGAUUGGACUCAUCGUCUUCUCCGGCAACGGUAGGCUCUACGAGUUUUGCAGUGGCCACAGCUUAGGAAACACAAUCGAACGCUACAAGACGAAAGGAAAAGAAGAAAAGAGCUCUAAUGAACUGGAGAAUUGUGACUAUGAUGGACUUUGGGAAGAUGUUGAUUUGUUGAAAGGGGUUAGUAAUCUCGAUGUAGAACAUCUAACAGUGGAUGAACUUGCUCAUAAGGAGAGACAACUGGAGGCUUUAUUAAGACUAACAAGGCAAAGAAAGGCACAACUAAUGAUGGAGACUGUAUCAACACUUUCUGAUCAGGAAAAGCAACUGAGAGAAGAGAAGCAGCUCCUAGAAAACAAGAUUGAAGAAAUGGUUGGAGAACGAGGAAAGAAAGUGGAGGCGAAUGAGGUUAAGGGUAACGCUCCCAAUUCCAUGCGCCGAGUACUCCAACUUUACUAAUACAAACACUCUCUAACUUCAUAAUAUUACAAUAUUUAUUUAGAUAUAUAUAUAUUGACCAAAUAUUCCAACUUUACUGUUGUUGUUGUCUGAAUAGAAAUAUUGUAAUAGAAAGACUCUCUAACUUCAUAA
Messenger RNA from Cannabis sativa, 1131 nucleotides. Its product is annotated as truncated transcription factor CAULIFLOWER A. The transcript is spliced from 7 exons. Bases 421 to 999 code for a protein of 192 amino acids. Lineage: Eukaryota; Viridiplantae; Streptophyta; Magnoliopsida; Rosales; Cannabaceae. Gene Ontology annotation, biological process: positive regulation of transcription by RNA polymerase II. Gene Ontology annotation, cellular component: nucleus. The record is from RefSeq and is a predicted model, not a curated record. Gene Ontology annotation, molecular function: protein dimerization activity; RNA polymerase II cis-regulatory region sequence-specific DNA binding; DNA-binding transcription factor activity, RNA polymerase II-specific.